AUGAACAAUUCGGAGGAAGAGGGGGAGGAGGAGGAAGAAGAAGGCGAGGUGAGGGAAGAGGAGGAGGAGGAAGAAUUCUUCGAGUCGCUCGAUCGGAUUAUUUCAUCCUCUUCAUGCUCCUCCGCCUCCUCAUCCGACGAUGACGAUGGAGGCCGCCGGAAUCACCCGGUCCAGCGCCGGCACAACCAGCACCACGGUCCGAGAUUUCCUGCGUCAUGGAUGUACGACGUCUGGAUCUCUCAGCCUUCUUCCGUGGAGGAGCGGCGGCGGCGUCUGCUCCACCAGCUGGGACUCAUCGGCGAUACCUUCCUUUCCCACCGCGAGCCGAUGGAGCAGGAUGAUGGAGACAGCGAUGUCGAGAAGAGAGGCGGCGGCUGUGAGGGUGCACCCAGUUUCCAGGUUACACUGCAUGUCGAUAUGGGGAGGUCGGCAUCCUGCGACGGGCUUCUCCUCCGGCAGGAUGAACGGCAGAAUUCGUCCCCCUGCGCCAUAGUCCGAUCCAGAUCCGAUGGAGCGGUGGACUCCAACUGUGGAGGUAAUCAUGGUUCUCCCACUCUCCACAAGCCUCAUCCAUCUCCGAGCAAGCCUCCGAUUGCAAAACCUCUCUCCUCCGGAACGAAGAACAACGGCGGCCAGGAUGUGGAUGCUGAUCGGGAGGACAGCUUCGAAGACGGAGAGCAACAAAGUAUUCGCGGGGACCUGUACUGCACGAUCAAGAACCUCGACAGCGGGGAGGAGUUCGUGGUGAAGGAGCUGCGGGAGGAUGGGAUGUGGAAUAAGCUGAGGGAAGUGGGCACGGGGAGACAACUGACCAUGGAGGAGUUCCAGUCCUCUGUUGUCGGUCACUCCCCCAUUGUCCAGGAGCUCAUGCGGAGGCAGAAUGUGGAGGACGCUGUCACUGGCAAGGCAGAUGGUGUUCAUCCCAGAGCUUCAGAUCUUGACAUCAGUGGGCUGAGAUCGAAGAAGAAAGGGAGCUGGCUGAGGAGCAUCAAGAAUGUGGCAGGUACAGUAGUCCACCGCAUGGAAAAACGGAGCAGUGAUGAGAGGGACACAUCAUCUGAGAAGGGAGGGCGGAGGUCUAGCUCGGCAACAGAUGAUAGCCAGGAUGCACAGUCACAUCAUGGUCCAGAGAGAGUGAAGGUCCGGCAUUAUGGGAAAACCUGGAAAGAACUCACAGGUCUGUUCAUGAGCCAGGAGGUCAGAGCGCACAAUGGAUCCAUCUGGAGCAUGAAGUUCAGUUUGGAUGGCAGGUUUCUUGCUAGCGCUGGGGAGGACUGCAUCAUCCAGAUUUGGCAGGUAAUGGAGAUGGAGAGGAAGGGGGAUCUGCUGACGGAAAGAGCAGCUGCAGCACCAUCAGCAGACGAUGGUGGCCCCAAUUCCUUCGCUGCAUUCGGCCACGAGUCACCAGAAACAAUGUCAUUGCCAUCUAACAUCGAGACGAUCAGUUGCUACAUGGAUAAGAAGAGAAGAGCAAAGGCUACUUCUGUGAGAAAAUCCUUAAGUUUUGAUCAGAUAGUGCUGCCUGAAAAUAUCUUUACAUUGUCAGAGAAGCCGAUAUGUUCCUUCCAUGGACACCUCGAGGAUGUCCUUGACCUUUCAUGGUCCAAAUCUGAGGUUGGUUGAUAUCUCGGCAGUAAAUUUCUGGUUAUGCUCGUCAUUACGGAUUUUCUUGAAUCAGCCACACUAAGUUCUUUCUGCACAUAAAAAAACCAAGGAUCACUUUUUCAGUUCAGUCAGAGCUUCUUGGUGCACAUUACAGAUUUUCUUACUUGCCGUUUUAUGCAAAGUCAACCAUUUAAUAUCCCUGUUGAUAAUUUCCUUUCUAUUUUUAUCGGCAUCUUCCCUUUUUUUAUCUGGUGGACGUGUAUGCCAAAGAGUUAUUGGAUCUGGGUCUUGAAGACUGAAUUGCCAGAUUCAUGUUUAUUUUUUUCGAAUUAUUGUCAUGACCACCCUUGUGAUAAUCCCUUCCACAGAAUUUAGAACAUUAAGAAGGGACGUUUGCCCACCUUCAAGUGAGGCAGGCUUAAACUAUACUAUAAAUAGUUAGUUAGUGUUCUAUUUGUCAAUUAGUCCCAUGGAAGUUUGGUAGAUCAUCUGCUAUGUAAAGCUUCAUUGGCCACGUUACAGAGUUUCAUCAAAUGCCGACAAGACUUCACCAAAUCUGUUGUCUACUUCAUUGGAUAUGGCCCAUCCAAUAACGAUUGAGACAAGUGUUCUAACGUUGACCUCAUUGUUGUCACGGUCAACUUUGUGUUUCACUAUGCUUACGGUAAGCAGUUGAAAUUUUCGCAUUAUCAUAUGCUUUUGCGAAAACUUUCUGUAAAAUCAUGGGUUAGUCGGGGGACAUAAGAGACAAUGGUUAUUUGGCUGAUUAAACUAGAUUAUUAUAGUUUCUGACUUUUUAGGAUCAGGUUCUUGAUUAAUGCUAUUAUUGCGGUCAUGAGAUUACUUCAGGUAAAAUAUAUGCAGCUAAGGGGAUUUUAUUCAUGUUAUUGGGAACAUCACUUUGAGAAGGCAGCUACAUCCUUGUCACUUAUCUCGUCUUCUCCAUAUCAGAAGUCAAUGACCUUCCCGUGGGGACUGUCAAUCCACUUUGAGCAUACUUGCCUCUUUUAUGAACCCUAGCAUCAAGUUUGUUGGCCAUAACACAAGACUGAUCUUCCUUCGUGGAAAAAAAUAUGGUUUCAAUCCAUGGGGCUUUAGGCAUCCCACGGCCACCACUUAUGAUUUUACUAUAAUUACUGUACUUUCACGUGUUUAUAAAUAUAUACACUUGUAUAAUCAGAAUUAUAUGUACACUCAAAUCAAUCAGACCAAGCUGAUCUGGACUGGAUUGAAGAUCCUUACCAGUUUGACAAUGGAGGGUUGACUUUUGGAAGUGAAGUGUCAUCUAGCUUUGCUAUGAAGUCUGAUUCAUUGGGAUUUCGUACAUUUUCAGCAUCUGCUCUCAUCAUCUAUGGACAAGACGGUGAGGCUGUGGCACAUGUCGAGCAAUUCCUGCCUGAAGAUAUUCUCCCACAGUGAUUACGGUAGGAGAACUCCUUCCCAUAUCUCUCUCUGAUCCAUGUCCGGGAGGACUUGAUCUUCGUGUUCUUCCUCCCCCUUCCUCGCAGUGACCUGCAUCCAGUUCAAUCCGGUCAACGACGAUUACUUCAUCAGCGGAUCCUUGGACGCCAAAGUCCGCCUGUGGAGCAUAAGCGGCCGUCAAGUCGUCGACUGGAAGGACGUCCACGAAAUGGUCACCGCAGCUUGCUACACCCCGGACGGCAAGGUUCCAUCUUUCUCCAUUAAUGGCGACCUCCCCACCCCUCUCUCAUGCAUCCCAUUUAUGGCGUCUGCCUAGAUCCGAUCUUCCUUCUUCUUCUUCAUCGUCUUCAUAGGGUGCACUGGUGGGUUCCCACAAGGGGGGCUGCCACGUAUAUGACGCAUCAGGUACUGCUGCUUCCACUUUUGUCGAUAAAUGUGGCUUUUUUCCUAUCUUUUCAUGGCUUCUUGCUGCUCUCAGAGAACAAGCUGCGUCUCAGGAGCCGAAUCGACCUGCAGAACAAGAAGAAGAGAUCCCACCACAAGAAAAUCACCGGAUUCCAGGUAGAAUUUGGAUUUAUAUAUAUAUAUAUACCAAGAAUGGUAUACUCUUUCAAACGUUGACUUUGAGGAAUUUCUGGUUUUUGGAUUUUUUUAUAUUUUUUUGACGUCUUUGUUCCUGGUUGUGUCGGAGCAGUUCGUCCCCGGGAGCUCUUCGGAGGUCAUCGUCACGUCUGCGGAUUCCCGAAUCCGCCUCGUCGACGGCCUCCAAUUGGUCCUUAAAUUCAAAGGUGAAGAUCAGAGUGUUCCCCUCCAUUUUAUUUGACUUUUGUUCUUGCGGGGAGACGAGGUCUCCGUUGAGGAGAUGAAGCGUUGACACGCUUCUCCUGCUUAGGUUUCCUGAACACGAGCAGCCAGAUAUCGGCGUCGUUGACUCCGGACGGGAAGUACGUGGUGUGCGCCAGCGAGGACUCCCACGUGUACGUCUGGCGGUACGACCCCGGCCCACGGCCGAGCAAGGGCAAGGCCGCCGCCGCCACCACGCGGUCCUACGAGCUCUUCCACUGCCGGGACGUCUCGGCGGCGAUCGCCUGGCCCGGCGCCGGGCGAUUCUCCGGCGGGGCGGCGGCGACUUGGCCGGAGGAGAAACUCCUGGCCGCCACCGGCAAGCAGAGCCCCCCUCGCCGGAGCGCCGCUGCGCCGGCGGAGACUCCGCCGGCGUGGGGGAUGGUCAUCGUCACCGCUUGCCGCGGGGGAGAGAUCAGAAUAUUCCAAAAUUUUGGGUGUCCACUCCGGAUUUGA
Spirodela intermedia is the source of this 4326-nucleotide messenger RNA. Lineage: Eukaryota; Viridiplantae; Streptophyta; Magnoliopsida; Alismatales; Araceae. The record is from the annotation of a GenBank genome assembly.